Molecule: messenger RNA, 3673 nt
Organism: Oncorhynchus keta (chum salmon)
Lineage: Eukaryota; Metazoa; Chordata; Actinopteri; Salmoniformes; Salmonidae
Product: G-protein-signaling modulator 2-like
Exons: 14
Coding region: 1350-3422 (690 amino acids)
Molecular function (GO): protein binding; GTPase regulator activity
Source: RefSeq, a predicted model, not a curated record
ACUUUCUCAAUCAUCAUUAUUCACGAUUAAUUCAGGAUUAUCUGUAUUCAUAGUAGAACCCACAUUUAAUGUAGAGAUGUUUAGAAACAUUAUAUUCUUAUCAUACAAGCGACUACAAAAUGGCAAUACAUUAUUUACCAUUCAUUUCUAUUGGGCACAAAAUAAUCUGAGAGUCACAAACUUAAUAUAGUAAUUUUGUGCAAGGAAUAUGGAACCAAAUACUAAACUUUUGACUACUUUAUUUAUUCACUUUUUUUAGGGGUGUUAAUAUUUUUGAACACUAACUUUUUGAGAGAGAAAAAACAUACUUUUUAAACAAUCUCUUUCUCUGAGCAAAUAUUAGUAUAAAAUAAUAUAAUUUCCCAAGUUUUUUGAGCAUACAAUAUAGAAUGAUUUAUUUUAUACAGUCAUUGCCCACUGGGCACAAACUGGAAAUUGCGUUGAACCGAUGUGGAAUAUAUGUUGAAUUGCUCAUCUUUAUCAAGUUUGUCAAUCAUUUCGGAAUAAUUUUGGGCUUGAAGUGACAAAUCCGAACUGCCCACUUUUGCAAAUCAGUGUGAAUGUGGUGUCUUUUCCUAUUAUAAAUUAUUUUCAGCCUACAUUUCGUUUCAGGGCUGGGUUUUAUUUUAAUGUUACCACCCACCAGCAUGUCAUUGUUUAAGACUUCUAGUAGAUGUUUUUUAAGACCCCUGUUCUAACUGUGUGAUCAGAAAUCAAAGCCUUUGCUUUUUCCACAUUUUUAGGAUAGAAAAUGGUUGAAAACAUAUCUGUGCCUUAAUUUCCCCAAAAUAUAGACUCUUAUCUUUCAUUUGACACCAUUUGAUAUGCUCCUAUGAACUUCACAUUCACAUCCUUUUACAUGGAAAUGACCUUCACCAUUGAUAUGUCCAGCUGAUGCAGCUUCUGGCUACUGUACUUGUGUCAGUGGGUCAGUGUUGCUAUGGUGCUGCACAUGGAGAAUAAGGCCUUUCCCUCACACAGCAUCUCCAGUUUCCCUCUAAUGGAACAGAGAUGGGUAGAUCGAGGGUGAUUGAGAGAUGGAGAGUGGAACAAGUGAAAUGAGAGAGGGGGAGCUUACUUUACCUGUGCGAGGUCUUUGUUCCCUUGUAGAGUGUUUGUGUGGGGUAUUUGUAUCACGGUGUCUCUUGCCCUCUGGCACUCACACAGCAGUGGCUUCAUGACUUCCUUUUGAAUUUGUUUACAUCUGGAUUAGAUUUAUUUAAGCAACUGAAUUUUAUUUCUCCCAGAUGGUUGGUUGGGAUCCCCCCACCAUGCUCUACAGCUCUCUUUUUCCCCACCUGGUUUUAAUGUGGAUCACAUAAGGACUUCUCUGCUUGCUAUGCACCCAAAUGGACACCAGUGUUUCUCUGCUAAGUUCGCAGGACAAGCAGCAAGCUCUUCAUGUCCGCCACAGGAUGGAGACGUCUUGUCUGGAGUUGGCCCUGGAGGGGGAGAGGCAGUGUAAGGUGGGGAAUUACCGUGCCGGGGUAUCCUUCUUUGAGUCGGCAAUCCAGGUUGGCACAGAGGACCUCCAGAUCCUCAGCGCCAUCUACAGCCAGCUGGGCAACGCCUACUUCCACCUGCAGGAGUACAGCAAGGCUCUAGAAUACCACCGCCACGACCUCAACCUCACCAGAACCAUUGGAGAUGAACUUGGAGAAGCAAAAGCCAGUGGUAACCUUGGGAACACUUUGAAGGUUUUGGGAAGGUUUGAGGAAGCAGUGGUCUGUUGCCAAAGACACUAUGACAUUACCAGGGGGAUGUAUGAUAAGGUUGGGCAGGCCCGAGCGCUGUAUAAUUUUGGCAACGUUUACCAUGCUAAGGGGAAAAGCAUCUGCUGGACUGGAGCAGAGCCAGGAGAAAUCCCUGAGGAGGCCAAGGUCGCUCUGAACAAAGCCACAGAGUAUUACGAAUUCAACCUUUCCAUUGUGAAGGACUUGGGGGAUCGGGCAGCACAGGGGCGGACCUAUGGUAACCUAGGUAACACACACUAUUUGCUCGGAAACUUCCAGCGAGCUGUGGUGGCCCAUGGACAGCGUCUCCUCAUCGCUAAGGAGUUUGGGGACAGGGCGGCUGAGAGGAGGGCCUACUAUAACCUAGGCAACGCAUACAUCUUCCUAGACGAGUUUGAAGUGGCGGCUGAACAUUACAAGAAGACUCUGCAGCUGGCCAUGGUGCUGAAGGAUAAGGCUGUGGAGGCUCAGGCCUGUUAUAGCCUGGGGAACACCUACACACUGCAGCAGGACUACCAGAGAGCCAUCGACUACCACCUCAAACACCUUAUCAUCGCACAGGAGCUCAAGGACAGGGUUGGGGAGGGCAGAGCGUGCUGGAGUUUAGGAAAUGCCCACACAGCCUUGGGGAAUCAUCAGAAGGCCAUUCACUUUGCUGAGAAGCAUCUGGAGAUAUCUAAAGAGACUGGAGACAAAAAUGGUGAGGCAACAGCCAGGAUGAAUAUGGCAGACCUGAGGUUAGUGCUGGGUCUGGGUCAGAACCCAAGCUCAAGCCUCAACACCAACAACAGCUCUGUUCUGACUGAGAACCACAGGAAGCAGGAUACCUUACCAGGUGUGAAGUCAGAAGGAAGGAGUAACAGUAUGGAGGACUUGGAGCAUAUAGGACUGGGCCCUGAGAAAACAACUGUAGAAAACUGGGACGAAGAUGUAUUCAGGCCUUCUAACCCUAAAUCCAGCAUGGCCAAGGCCUCCUCCAAACUGUUCUUCAUCAACCGGUUCAGAGGGAAGAAACACAAGAAACACAGCUCUCCUACCAGAGGUGGGGUCCUCCAGGACACCAGCAACAAGCCCACGGCCCGAGAGAUGGACACGCAUAAGUCAGGAGUCAAGAUCGGAUGUUCUGACACUCUGGGUGACGAUGGCUUCUUCGACCUCCUCAGUCGUUUCCAGGGCAGCAGAAUGGACGACCAAAGGUGCUCCUUAUUGGACGGCGAGAGCCGUCUCUCCGAUCCCUUCUCUCCCUGUACUACCCCGCCCGUAGCCAUGAGGAAAUCUACUUCCGCAUGCGAGGCCAACCCGGAGCCUGGGCAUUGCCUGGAUCUGCGGGACAGCUCCCAGGGCAGUCGACUGGACGAGCAGAGAGCCAGCGUGGGCAGCAGCCUCCCCGGUCUACGUCUCAGCACCUCCGAUCAGCCCAUCAGGCUCCACCCCAUGCUCAGUCGCCUGAUGACCAGUGCUGACCAGCCUCAGGAUGACGACGUCUUCUUUGACAUGCUAGUCAAGUGCCAGGGUUCAAGACUGAAUGACCAGCGUUGUGAAGAACCCCCUCCCUCCACUAGAGGUCCUACUGUCCCAGCUGAGGACUUCUUUAGCCUUAUCCUGCGCUCCCAGGCUAACCGGAUGGACGAGCAGCGGGUCCCACCACCACCCCUAAGCUUCGACCCUAACCAGCCCAUCUCGGACUGACCAGCUUUUGUCUACUUCUACCUCUCCUCAGCUUCUCUCAGCCCAGAAACCAGCACACAAAUGCAUUCCUCUACCAAAGCCCUAACUGAAAAUGGAUCUACCCCACCACACUAAAUCAUGGAGUCCUAAUGUACAGACUUAUUAUACUGGCCGAGAUGUUACUUUUGUUUGUUAUGUUGACUGGGCUCCUUUCAGCCUUUCUCAGUGUGUGAAUGACCCAGACAGUGCAAUAAACUGACAAUUUAACUGAU